Messenger RNA from Aspergillus chevalieri, 222 nucleotides. RefSeq lists its product as uncharacterized. The transcript has 2 exons. The record is from RefSeq and is a predicted model, not a curated record. Bases 1 to 222 code for a protein of 73 amino acids. NCBI's taxonomy places the organism in Eukaryota, Fungi, Ascomycota, Eurotiomycetes, Eurotiales, Aspergillaceae.
AUGCCUCCACAGAAAUUCUACGCUGUUGCUCAGGGCCGCCCUCCUGCCCCAGGCAUUUUCUUGUCUUGGGAUGAGACGAAAACUUUAGUCAACGGGUAUAAACGUGCCCUUUUCAAGGGUUUCCCAACUGUUGAACAAGCGACAACCUACUUGGCCGACAACAACAUUCCAGAAGACCAAAGAGUAAUUCGAAGCGUCUCCGUGGAUGAAGGACAAGCAUGA